AGGCCUCCAACAAGUACGCAGCCGUGCGCUGCGCCCGGGCGCGCAGUGUUGACCCGCGUCCUAGCAACAGGCGGGCGCCGACUGCGGCGGGGCAGGGCGCUGCAGUGCAUGUGCUAAGCUCAGGUCUGAGCACUGGCGGAUCCCAUGGGUGUGGCUCUGACAAAAUCGGCGCAGUGGACUGCUGCUGGGCAUGGAACUAGAACCCUCGAAAUCACCCCUCUAAAUGAAGCGAUAUUGAAAGAAAUUAUUAUGUUUGUGGAGAGUUUUAUCUAUAAACAUCCUCAAGAGGCAAAAUUUGUUUUUGCGGAACCACUUGAGUGGAACACAAGUUUGGAGCCCUCAGCAUUUGGAUCAGGUUAUGUUGUCAGUGAAACAACAGUCAAAUCAGAAGAAGUUGAUAAAAAUGGACAGCCUUUGCUAUUUCUCUCUGUACCACAAAUUAAAAUCAGGAGCUUUGGGCAGCUGUCACGCUUGUUACUUAUUGCCAAAACUGCGAAGUUGAAGGAAGCCCAAGCAUGUGUUGAAGCUAACAGAGACCCCAUAGUAAAAAUCCUGGGCUCCGAUUAUAAUACAAUGAAAGGAGACUCAAUUGCAUUAAAUAGUCUUGGUAAAAUUACCAGAGAUGAUGAUCCUGAAAGUGAAAUUAAGAUGAAGAUUGCUAUGCUGCUUAAGCAAUUGGAUCUGCACCUCCUCAAUCAUUCUCUAAAACAUAUUUCCUUAGAAAUAAGUUUAAGUCCUGUGGCGGUGAAGAAAGAUAUAGAACUGCUCAAACGUUUCUCAGGAAAAGGAGACCAAACAGUCUUGGAAUCUAUUGAAUAUACCUCAGAUUAUGAAUUUUCAAAUGGAUGUCGAGCCCCACCGUGGAGACAAACUCACGGGGAAAUUUGUUAUGUGCUGGUGAAACCUCACGAUGGUGAGACUCUGUGCAUUACUUGCAGUGCAGGAGGAGUAUUUUUAAAUGGUGGCAAAACAGAUGAUGAAGGGGACGUUAAUUAUGAGAGAAAAAGUUCAAUUUAUAAAGACCUUGUCACAUUUUUAAGAGAAAAAUCACCAACAUUUUCAGAAAAUAUGUCUAAACAGGUAAGUUUUAUGGUUUCUUUUGAGCUUUCAUAG
Messenger RNA from Piliocolobus tephrosceles (Ugandan red Colobus), 1113 nucleotides. It is a transcript of the gene ODAD2, whose product is annotated as outer dynein arm docking complex subunit 2. Bases 145 to 1113 code for a protein of 322 amino acids. The transcript has 7 exons. The record is from RefSeq and is a predicted model, not a curated record. Lineage: Eukaryota; Metazoa; Chordata; Mammalia; Primates; Cercopithecidae.